UCUAUAUUUAUCUAAUAUAUACAGUUUGCAAUUUUCGAUUUAUUUGAAGUGGGGUCUAUUUCAGUAUUCGGCACGAAAUGUUCUUUCGUUUAUGUUUAGUCUGGUUACUUACAGAGUUUUCAAACAGUGAAAAUUGGACACCUGGAAUUAUAAAUGUUCAUACAGAUGUAACGCAAAUUUCUGGACACACAAAUCAAACAUUGAUUUACAAAACCGUUCCCGGGAUAUCCAUGCCAGAGUGUGUUUCUGAAUGUUUCAGCGGCGCGUCUUUUUAUUUUAUAAAGCAUAAUUAUACCUGCCAUUGUAACUCGUUUAUUGAUGAUGAUGGUAGUACAUCAAAAACUGGAAGUGGAAUUAUGUAUGGAUAUGUAUUGGAAGGCUUCAAGACGUUCACCUUCCAAAAUUUCAAGAAACUUCAUGUUCUUCCCGAAGAAAAAGAUUGUCUUGCACUGUUUGAAAAGGGUUAUAUCCAAGACGGUGUCUAUAUUAUUCAACCAGCCGGCGGGACAAGUGUAGAGGCAUGGUGUGAUAUGACAAAUGGUGGAUGGACUGUCGUGCAACGCCGCCAAGACGGAACAGAAAACUUUUAUAGGACAUGGCAAGAUUACGUUGAAGGAUUCGGAAAUAGAACUGGUGAGUAUUGGCUCGGACUUGAAAAUAUCUACGCAUUAACCCGGGUCCAGAGUUCUUUGAGAUUUGAAAUGGAGACGUUUGGAGAUAUAUUACCUACGUCUGCCUACGCAGUGUAUAAUACAUUUUGGAUAGAUGACGAAAGCUCGAAUUUUCAACUUCACACGAGUGGCUUCUCAGGAGACUGUGGUGAUAGCUUUACUGUUCAGAAUGGUUACCUGUUCACUACCAUAGAUCGGGACAAUGAUGUAUACAAUGACAAGAAUUGCGCAGUAGAAUUCGGGGGAGCAUGGUGGCAUAAAGCAUGUCAUCAAAGUAACUUAAAUGGACGUUACUAUGCUGGAAAUCAUUCCUCUUUCGGUGAUGGCAUUAACUGGGACACUUGUUGGGGAUAUAAUUACUCUGUCAAAAAAGCAAUGAUGAAAGUGAAAAGGAAUUAAAACAGCUUGAAAUUCGUAGUUAAUCCAAACUUAUAUAAUGUUAGUAAAAAAACGAACCAAAAUUUUAGACAGUAUUCCUUUAUGAUUACCUAUCAUCUAUAAUUGUUUCUAUAUAUUUUGAGAUGUUGGCAUUCCGAAACAUUUUAGAUUGAAGUUUAGCACGCAAUAAAAAAAUGUAGCAGUCGGAUUUAAUUGAACUGCCUACACAUGAUAGGUUAAGACAUUUGCAACAGCUUUCACGCCCCGUUCCACAGACUUCUGAAUCAGCGAAUAUUCUAUCAAAGUGAAACUGAAUUCCAAAGGAACAGAUAUAUAUACCUACACUGAGUCCACAGAUGUGAAUAUUCUUACAGUCGCUAGUCCCUGUUACCUUGACUCUGGAUUAUAGUCUUUGGCACAGUUAUUGACCCAGACUCCUUUGCCCUUUAGUUCGAAACUGACCUAUAUAAUUAUACCAUGCAUAUAGGCUUUGCAGUCUCUGUUUAGUAAAAAGGUAAUAUAUAUGUAUAUCAAAGUUAUAACAACGGUCAUAUAUGAAAUAUUGAAAUCUAAAUCUCGUAGUAUAACAAGUAUAAAGAACGAUUUUAAUUAAACUUUAACCACAGCCUGAUAACGAAACACCAAGUAUGGAGAGAAUAACGGACAAAACGCAACAGAUAACGAUAAGUGGACAAAAAAUAUCCCAACAAGUUUGAGAAAAGUCUUAAGCAUUACAUUAGAACGAGGUGCAAAAAAUCAGCUUAACAGCAAUAGCCUUGUGCAGUAAAGAAUUGUCUAAAGUUACAGUGAAAAACAUUGGUUGUAGAAAAUAGUGAUUUAAGCACAACUGACAUCAAACAAACUUCCGCAAAGUUUGACUUUACCUGCUGUAACUUGACACUAGCUUAGAGCUAUUGACUAAAAUCGAGUGCACAUAGAAUUAUUCUAGUAUAUAUGACAGGGCAGUGGUGAUUAUGAGAGGUAAAGUGUUUAUGUGUAAAGAAUCAAUAAAAGACCCUUAAAGUGCUGAGGAAAGAAAAAUGAAUCCCCGAGAAAACAGCAGAUCAUUAGUAGAUAAUAUUGGAAACUAAAUCAAAUAAUAUUCCGUUUUCAGUUAGUUCCAGAUGGUUGCACUAGCUGUCAUAUCAAGGAUCAGUUCUUUGGAAUAACUAAUGACACAGUGUAUUUUGACCUUUGGUCUAUAUUCUGCAGUAUUAUAUGAAAUAUAUAGUUUUAGUAAUUAUGUUUUACUGUGAUAGUAAAUGGCAUUUAGUUUUCAAGUUACAUGAAAACUUUACAUGUAAGUGUAUUUUGUUUAAUAUUUGCUUUUUUUUUUGUUAGCGUUUAGUUUAUUACGGCUCUUAAACAGUUCCUAAAAAUCAAAAUACCCUUUUGCGCGCCAAAGUUUGAAGCCAAGAGAUUAAUAUACUUGUUAUAGUAAUAAAUUCUAUAGUUUGGUAGCCUAAACUUAAUUCAAACUUUAAAAUGAAUUGUUGUUCAAGUCCUUUUUUAUUACACCAUCCCACCGAAUUGAAUAAAAUUUAACAAAAUAUAUCCAAACCGAUGAUUUAAAAAAUAAAAUAAAAUUAUCAAUCUGUAAAUAGUAGCAAUACUUUUCAUAUCAGCUUCUUGAUUUCUUAGUUUUGUCAGACUACUUAGUUUAUGCAUAUUUAAGAUUUGUUAAUACAGGAGAUAGAGGAAGGGUCCACAUAGAGCACCAGACUGAACUUGAAAUUACAGUUUCUGAUGUAUGUGCCUGCGUGCGUAUGUGUGUUAUUGACAACCUUUCGCUGAAAAUGAUAAUACAAAAUCGGAACUCUUAAGUACUUCAUAGUAUAGCUUUUGUAACGUCAUGACGUAUUUCCUUUCUACGGACGUAAUUUCGACGAGCUUUGUUUAAAUGCGCUACUGCAAGAAGAAAAGUACUGUAAGCAAGUCAGUUUGAUAUGUUUACUAUUAUUUUUUUAUAUUACAUGCACGCAAAGAAAAGGUUUUUACCUUCUACCAACGCCAGAUAUACUCGCAGCAAUAAACAAUAUAUAGAUUAAUAGCGUAGAACUCUAUCAAUGUUGGUAAGAUUGAUACGUAUGGACGACACAGAUCUAUAAAUUAGGCUUAUUUUCGGUCCAAACAGGAGGGAUAUUUCUUUGUGCGUAUGCAGUUUCAAAAUUAUUAAAACUACUUACAUACAAAGUGUACCUUGCCUUAAUCAUUUGUCUUACCAAUGAGCGCUUUUCCGAAGAACUAAGUGGCUCUAGUUUGUACUAGUUUUCUCACGUAAUCUAUUCAAAAGUUGUACAUGUGGAAAGUAGUGAAGUCUGUGGCUUCAUGUUCCCUGCAAAGUCAAAUACUUGGAAGAGUUCUUUUCAUUGUAUCAGCAAUAACAGUGCCGAAAUAAAUCUCUUUGUAGCUCUGAUCAAGACGAAAAUGAAAAUUAUAAUACGAUACAUAUGCAAUUAAUGGUUAAAGUACACAGAAAACGUUGUCUGUAUUUGAGC
This is a messenger RNA of Mercenaria mercenaria, 3547 nucleotides long. Its product is annotated as microfibril-associated glycoprotein 4-like. The record is from RefSeq and is a predicted model, not a curated record. NCBI's taxonomy places the organism in Eukaryota, Metazoa, Mollusca, Bivalvia, Venerida, Veneridae. The transcript is spliced from 2 exons. The coding region runs from base 78 to 1070 and encodes 330 amino acids.